CCAGGCGCAUGCGCCUUUUGGAAUGAACCUAACUUUUCGUGGGAGUGUGCUGCUUCGUGUAGCCUACGGGGAAGUUUUAUGCAAUGGGCUAUUAAAUUGACCCAACACUUGCUGAGACUUGCUGAGGUUACAAGAGAUAGUGUAAAAUGGUCAUAGGACAUUAGGAAAUACUGUCGGUGACAUGGGCUCUGUUAUUUCCUCUAUUUUGUAAGAAGGCUAUAUAUCAUUGUUGCGCUUGUAUACGUUUUGACAUCUUGCUCCUCAACGGUUGCAGAUGUGCGAAUCGUUUUUAGUUUACUCACUAGGCCUGCCGUUCACGUGCUAGAAUAAUACGUGUGUAAUUUUCGCUUUAGAAGUUUACUUUGCGGCCCAACAACGGCAACGCCGUUGAACUUGACAAUGAAGGAGAAAACACGCCAUCGCGCUAAAUUCCACUGGACGUCAACAGCAGUAACAGCUGGCGUAAUUCUGCUGAGUUUGUUUGCUUGGUCUUGUCGUGCAGAAGAAGCGUCUUGCCACGGAGCUUACGACUUGUACUUUGUUUUAGAUAGAUCAGGAAGUGUUUCUAAAGACUGGGGUGAAAUUUAUGCCUUUGUGAAGAACCUUACAGACCGAUUUGUGAGCCCCAGCAUGAGGGUCUCCUUUAUAGUGUUCUCAUCUUCAGCCAAAGUGAUGUUACCUCUGACUGGAGACAGAUAUGAAAUCCAGGAAGGCCUGGAGAGACUGAGAGAGGUGAAACCAGCAGGGGAGACCUACAUGCAUGAAGGAAUUAAAGAGGCAAACAAUCAAAUCAAAUCCCAAACCACCAAGUCCUCCAGCAUCAUCAUAGCUCUGACAGACGGAAAGCUAGAGGUCUUCAUACAUCAAUUAACAGUUGAAGAGGCCAACAUUGCGAGGACCUACGGUGCUCGAGUGUACUGUGUUGGUAUCAAGGACUUUGACGAGCAACAGCUAGCCGAGGUGGCCGACACCAAAGAUCAAGUGUUCCCUGUUAAAGAUGGAUUCCAUGCACUCAAAGGCAUAGUAAAUUCAAUAUUAAAGCAGUCCUGUACAGAGAUCCUGACAGUAGAGCCGUCCAGUGUCUGCGUUAACCAGUCGUUUGACAUCGUGCUGCGAGGGAACGGCUUCUCCGUGGGACGAGGCAACGACGGGGUUGUCUGUAGCUUCAUAGUUGGCACGCAGACAUACAGUCCAUGGACGUCCUCAUAAGUCUGAACCAUGGAAAGUCCUUCAUCCUUAGUGCCUUCACCAUCUACGCCACCACAUGUUCGGACGGCUUCGCGGUAGCCAUAGUGUUCCUGUUGCUGUUGUUACUGGCAGCGUUAGCAGCAGCGUGGUGGUUCUGGCCUCUCUGCUGCACUGUGGUCAUUAAACCUCCUCCUCCUCCUCCUGCUCCCUCAAGGCCUCCGCCACCCGAGCCGGAGGAGGACGACCACCUGCCCAAGAAGAAGUGGGCGACUGUCGACGCCUCGUACUACGGAGGGAGAGGGGCAGGAGGGAUCAAACGCAUGGAGGUGCGUUGGGGAGAGAAGGGCUCUACAGAGGAAGGGGCGAGGCUGGAGAAGGCUAAGAAUGCUGUAGUGUCUGUUCCUGAGGAGGUGGAAGAGCCCACGAUGGCCAGACGGCCCCCCAAACCCACCCCUACAUACCACCAGCAGCAGGAGUCCAAAUGGUAUACCCCUAUAAAGGGUCGUCUGGAUGCGCUGUGGGCUUUACUGCGGCGACAGUAUGACCGAGUUUCCCUCAUGAGACCUAACUCUGCGGACAAAGGGAGGUGUAUUAAUUUCAACCGAGUGCAGAACCGUUAGAAGACAAAGACGAACGUCUUCAACAUUCAAAUAUGUGUUUUGAAGACCUAAUAUCCAAGAAGACUAGAAGUAUCCAAAACCACUAUUCAUUUGCUUCUCUCAGUAUCGUGCUCAAGGUGGAAUCUCUUUCUCCAUGAUGUCUCCUGUCAUUUCCUAAAGCAUCUUUCUCAUCAGAACAUGUUCAUAUUUCCGUCCUUCCAUAACAGGGAUAUAACUUUAUAAUUUUUUUACUUGUCCCUUUUUUCUUUUUUUUUUUUUACUUCACAAGAGGCCAAAGCCAAUAAACAUCGAAGCACAAAACGCGGCCGAUCGGAUCUGGUUAGCUUUUUUUUGUGCUCACUAAAGGCUUAACAUAUUCUGACCAUAUUGCGCCUUCUGUGGAAAACCUCAUUUCAUGGACACAGACGGAAGCUAUCUUAAAAAAAGAAACAUGCAGAACGAGAGAGCGGGUGAGGCUGUGCCGUUAGCAUGGCAGUAGCAAUACUCCCAGAGGGCCUCGACACACAGUGCACAAGUCCAUCGCCUCUUGGCAACAUCUCGUCACAAAUCCUCUCCAACUCCUCUCCCUCCACUAUCGUUUGAAAGAUGCCCGGCGGGACCCCCUUUGACUGGAGAUCCUGUCAUUUUAACACUGAGAAGUGCACACGCAUGACAAACUGUGGACAGCCAGGACGCCCUAAGGAAUUGGAAGCAGUAGCUAAGACAUUGCCCUUUAGUUUUGUGAAGACACCUUUCUUUCAUUAUGCACUGGGGACAAGGGGAAUUACUAGAGCGUUAUCCCACCGCGGGCCGGGCCAGGACAGGACAGCCCCUCUGACCAGACCACCACAACUCUCCACUCUGACUACUUUUGAGGGAUGGACGCCUAAAGCCCCCGGCAUGGUGCUUGGCUGUGUUUCCCCAAUGUUUUGAUGCAAUCUGCUGUAUGCUCACUAAGGCGUACAACAUCACAACCCAUAAACCUGCCAGUCAGUCAGUUGAAGAGUUUUUAAGAUAUAGAUACAGCUGUCUCCCACUUCACUGCUACCCGUCCCCCUCUGUCUCCAAUUCUCCAAGGGCCUCCCUGCCUCUCUCCAGUCUCAGCCCUUUAGCUUCGACAGCAGAAUAUCAAAGUUUAAUUAAAAUAAUUAAAGAGAACAGCAAGCAGCAGCCUGUGAAGAUUUGAUCGUCUUUUUUUUAUUUUUUUUAGCCCUUUUGACAUUGAAUGACCUAUAACUGUACGUGCAUUAUUUGGAGAGAAAGAGGCCAUCCCAUCCCGUCUCCUUGGCGACGGUUUGGUGCACCCUGGCUGUCCGAAACCCAAACGCAAAACCAAGGCAACGGAUGCGACGGACGGAUAAGUAUUGUUCAUUUGCAGAAAUGAUGUUACCAAGCCUCGCACGCGUCGACCCCACCUCCACAAAAAGAUGCAGUAUAUAUGUAUAUAUAUAUAUUUGUUGUAUAUUUCUCAAGAGCGCUGUCAUGACACCAAUCCCAAAAUGAUGUCAGCGAGAGGGGUGCAUUGUGGGGGAGGAAAGGCAGCAGCUGAAGAGAAAAGGCUCCAACGAUCCAGUCACUUUGGAUACGGUACUUCAGAUGCAAAAUGGAUAUUCGAGUCGAAACCUGACAAAGCGCGCCCGGUUUUGAUGGGAACCAGUAUAGACAAUGACCAGUGGCUGGGUCAGUGGGAUGUCUCUGUGCAACCAGGGAAGCUUAUCAUAUGACACUAAAAAUAAGUUCAACAACCAUCAAGUUUCAGGGGGAAUGGGCCAGGAUUUUCACAUUUGGUGGGCAUGCGUGUGCACGAGACGGGUUGGGCGUGCACAACGUCGUCUCUGACUUAAUUAUUCCUUUGUUUUGUUAUCUGGGUGGACAGGAAGGGACAGGAAUGACACUGAUGGUCAGAUACAAUCCUUAGGGAACCCGUGAUAUUAUUUUUUCAUACACAUUUUAGUCUCUUGUCUCAUCUUCUGCAGAACAUUUUUAGUAAGAUAAUCAGCUUCGUUUAGAUGAACUGCAGAAGAGGAUAUUUAACAGUUUUUUAUAUUUUCUUGUUAUUUUACAUCUGAGAGCACAGAGCUGCUAUUAACCCAUACUAGUUAGUUAUUUACAUACCAGGCCAAACACAGCUCUCCAUCCUAACAACGCUUCACAUUGGCUUCAGGUUCCCUCUCUUUCCCCUGUGCCAUCUCCAAAUGCUCCACGGCGAGAACACAUUUUAUACUCUUUAUAAAUAAAACAUAUUGAUAGUAUUGAUAUUUUAAUAUGACAGUGCCCUUUGCCAAAUGUGCCUUUCCUUAAAAAUAUAUUUAUUUGUCAUUUUUGUUGCACUUUUUCCAUUUUAUUUUUGUGCAAUUCAAUUGCGAGACGCUUCCCAGCAUAAGCUAAACGUUGGUUUGAAUAUAGUAAUUUUAGUAUAAACAUUUUAAAACCCAAUUAUAUCAUAGUUUUUAUUUCACAUAUGGAAGGCUGUAAAUUAUGCAUAUUUCUAAUAUUGACAUUUUUAGAAAACAAAACAGCUAAUAAAAAAAUGCAAGUGUUAAAGAGUAAGACUGUUUAUUUUAAUAUAAUUUAUAUCAGGAUGUUUAAUAAUGACAUUUUGCUAUUUUAAAAUCACCUCUGGUAGUCGUACCAGAAUAAUUUAAGUAGUCAAUAAUAAGCACAUUAUUCAAUGCAAUCAUGCAGUAUUUUUCAUUAUUUUCCAAAAUAUUAAAAUGAUGUUUAUUUGUGGUUUAAUUGUAGAUUGUCUCUCCUCAUGUCUGCAUUUCGUGUAUUAUCAUAGCACUUCAGGACAGGGCUGUACUACGGGCUUUAGAUGCAGUACAUACCAAGGUAAACAACUGUUCUCCAAACUGUUGUUUUGUUGUUGUCUCUGUGCUAUAUUCAUUCAUGGGUUGCAUAUGUUAUGUACACUGUAUUGGUUUGUUUUGUCGUUUUAUACAUUAAAUAAUUUUUUUUUAAUGUAUUUAUCACAAAUUCCUUACUACAAUCACUUUUUUUUUUAUGUGGCUACAAUUACUCAUUGUGAUGUUACAGUGAUUGUCAUGUGUUGAAUUCAUUAUUAAACCAUUAUUAAAUCUCAA
This is a messenger RNA of Oncorhynchus mykiss (rainbow trout), 4870 nucleotides long. The record is from RefSeq and is a predicted model, not a curated record. Lineage: Eukaryota; Metazoa; Chordata; Actinopteri; Salmoniformes; Salmonidae.